AUGGAUGGUCAAAGUGAAUGGGUUAAUCAGGUACUGGAACAAUACCUACGUUGCACUAUCAACUACCACCAGGAUAAUUGGGCUGAACUGUUACCUUUUGCAGAAUUCGUUUAUAAUAAUUCCACCCACUCGUCUAUACAAAUAGCCCUAUUCCUUGCUAACUAUGAGUUUCAUCCACGCUUCGACAUACAGGGCCCUGUUCCUGCUUCAGUUCCAUCAGCAGAAACUAUGGUAGCUCGCUUACAAAAUAUACAAGAAAGGUUAGUUAUUGAAUUAGGUGCUGCACAAGAACGAUACAAAAAAUAUGCUGAUAGGUGUCAACAAGAAGUCCCUUUAUACAAGUUUGGUGACAAAGUAUGGUUAUUAAAGCAACACAUAAGAACUGAGCGGCCCUCAGAAAAGUUAGACUAUCGAAAGCUAGAGCCCUUCGAGAUUGCUGAGCAAAUAAGCCAGAUAGCAUUUCGGUUAACAUUGCCUUCUUCAUUCAAAAUUCACAACACCUUUCAUGUAUCUUUACUGGAACCAUAUACCGCAAAUACAUUUUCUGGAAGAGUAGCGGAGCCCCCACCACCUGUGACCAUUGACGAAGAAAGUGAAUAUGAGGUUAAAGAAAUACUGAUGCAAAGUUGGUUCGGAAUAAGUUAUUUUACCUGGUGGACUGGGAAGGUUAUGAUGCAAAUGAACGUUUGUGGGAGCCUUGGGAAAACGUGA
Molecule: messenger RNA, 711 nt
Organism: Dentiscutata erythropus
Lineage: Eukaryota; Fungi; Glomeromycota; Glomeromycetes; Diversisporales; Gigasporaceae
Source: the annotation of a GenBank genome assembly